Molecule: messenger RNA, 1176 nt
Organism: Chroicocephalus ridibundus (black-headed gull)
Lineage: Eukaryota; Metazoa; Chordata; Aves; Charadriiformes; Laridae
Gene: ZC3H11D
Product: chromosome 4 C12orf50 homolog
Exons: 10
Coding region: 1-1176 (391 amino acids)
Source: RefSeq, a predicted model, not a curated record
AUGGGAGACUCUUUGAAAAGGUCAGAAUUUCCGUACUACAUUCUGAAGCAAUGGAGGCAAAGGAAGAUAUUCGAGCUGGACAGGUCCCAUAGCACCAUCUUGCUGAUGUCACAAGCUGGAGGAGUGCUGCAAAAGUACAGCAACAUCUCCUGUUUCUGGGAAAGACAACCCUUAGGCUGCAUGAGGAUCAGUUGUGCCUUCCAUCAUAGCAAACCUCGUUAUAUUAAUGGACUUUUUUUGCCACCUAGUAACAAUGUCCCAUUGCAGCAGGGUGUACAAGAAGGGAUGCUGCAUCCAGCCCAUCGUCAAGAAUCACUCAGAAAUCAAAAGAAUAUUUUACUACCAAUUCACCCUCCCCUGAUUAUAAACCUCAAUGACGAAGAGGAUGAAGAGGACAACGAAGAGGAACAGAACUAUGUUUCUAAUUGGGUGCCUAAGACUGAUGCAGAUAUUGAAGAGGAAAGAGCAAUAAAGGAAAUGUGCUAUAAAUCUGGCGAGUAUUACAGGAUUCAGUACCCUGACGAACACCAGUCAACAAAAACUGUGUCUUCACGUCCCAAAAAUGAGCUAUUACCCUUGAAAGCUACUGAACGAGACUUGCAGAAAGGUGAUGGUAAUACAAUUUCUACAAAAACUAAUAAUUCAAAAAGAGAGGGAGAGCGUUCUGGAAGGAAAGUACCCAUAGCAGGUAUUCCCAGAACAGAUCGCAGAUCCUUUGAAAAUGGAGGAAUUCAUACUUCAGACCCCAAAGGAAAGCCAUGUCACCAACAAAGGGGUCCAAGUAAGGAUGAUGAAACUGCUCCUUCUACACCUUAUCUGAGAGAAACUGGAAGAAAGACUUAUUUCCAAGCUUCAGCACCUCAAAGAUCAGCAUAUGUAGUCUACCGUAGCAUCACUGUCACCCAAGAACCAAUGUUCAGUGGAACUACAGCAGUCCCUGAGCCAUGUGGUGGGAAAUGCUCCAAACAAAAGAACCAGACUGACAGAAACAGAAGAUUUUGGACCCAAAUGGAAAACUAUGACAAAUACCCUUCAGGAUAUUAUAAUGCACCAACUUGGAGGAAAAGAAAUCCACAUGCAACACCGUCGAUGUUUAAAACAACCAUUCAGCAGAGCCAAGAAGACAUGGAAGUGAAUAGAAAAGGAGAACUGUACAUAGAGAAGAGAAAGAGGUGA